Molecule: messenger RNA, 2073 nt
Organism: Cyprinus carpio (common carp)
Lineage: Eukaryota; Metazoa; Chordata; Actinopteri; Cypriniformes; Cyprinidae
Product: aquaporin-11
Biological process (GO): transmembrane transport
Cellular component (GO): cytoplasm; membrane
Molecular function (GO): channel activity
Source: RefSeq, a predicted model, not a curated record
UGGUUCAGAGUUUAACGCGAUUAUUCGGAGGAUGCGAUGGCAGGGAUGGCCGAUCUCACCGUGUCCCUGUCGUUCCUGCUGGGGAUUGUAGUUUUUAGCGAAGUGGCGAGGAGAACGGUUUUAUAUCUAUUCCCAAAUCGAAACUGGAUCAUCUAUGCGCUGGAGUUGAUCUCCACUUUUCAGCUGUGCGCAUGCACGCACGAGUUAAAGCUGCUCGCGGAGAUUGGCGGACUGGAGCCGCGGAUCGCGCUGACGCUCACGUUCCUGAUCUCGGUGGUCCACGGACUUUCAUUCCGCGGCGCGAUCUGUAACCCGACCGGCGCUCUGGAGCAGCUCUACCUCGGAACUCUGAUGCGGCGAUGCGCUCUGACGCGGAUCUCAUGCCAGCUGAUAGCGGCGGAGGCGGCGCGGCGCGUCAUGCCUCACGCGUGGGCGCUGGCGCUCUCUGAUCUGCACGCGCAGCACUCGCUGACGGGCUUUUCAUGCACGAACAGCCCCGUUAACGCGCCUCUGCCGCAGGCCGCCGCGGUAGAGCUGGGCUGCGCGUUUGUGAUGCACACUGCGGCGUUUAACGCGGAGAAGGUGGAGGAGAAAUAUCGCGUUCCUGCGAUGGCUGCUGUCAUCACCAUAUUAGUCUAUGCAGGUGGUCAUCUCACUGGCGCUGUGUUUAACCCAGCACUGGCGUUCUCAAUACAGUUUGUCUGUCCUGGGAACAGUUUUGCGGAGUACAGUUUUGUGUACUGGAUUGGACCAAUACUGGGUAUGACAGGCUCUCUGCUGCUUUCUGACAAAGUGAUCCCUGCUAUUUCAGGGAAAAGCACAAUUCCAAAGCACUCUAAUAGACUCGAGACGAAAAAGAUGAAGUGAAUUAAGGCCUUAUGACAGACUCUGAUUGCAUAUAUGAUUAUAUACUGUGAAUAUACACUGUAAUUCUCCAGCUCAUCUCCAAGUAUUAACCAGGGUUUCUGCAGGUUUUAAAAGGUCUUAAUUCACCCUUCUCAAGGCCUAAAAAGGUCUUAAAUCAGAGCAGAAAGUCUUAAAUGUUGGACGCACAGGACAAAUGAAUAUCUUCCUCAGUAUUUUGUCUUGUAUUUCUAAUACAAAUAUCUGAACGUCCUUAAAUCAGGAUAUACUUACCUGAGGUGCACACUGAACACAUGAAGUCUCGUUUUCUGAGAAAUUUAACAAAAAUAAGCGAGUUUGGCUACAAGAAGAACAAAAAUCUGUCAAUGGCGAAUGAAAACUUUUGCAUUUGAAUUAAGUUGAUUUGUCUAAGCCUACUAGCAGAUACUUGUUCGUUUUAAUUAUAAACUCACUUCAUUUUGAUCAAUUUCUCAGAAACAAGACUUUAGUUAUUUUGCUUCUCUGAUAAAUGUAUCUUAAUAUGAACAUCUUUAGACAUUUGCACUAAUACAAUACAUUUACAUUUACAGACCAUAUUUAAGUAUUGUGUUUCAUUCAGUUUAAUCCUUUAAUUUUUUUUCUUUAAAGUUUUUUUUAUUUAUCUUCAUAAAAGCUGCAGAAACUCUGAAUAACGAAAUUUUAGGGUCCUUAAUGUUUUUCUUUUUUAGGAAGUUUUUGGUAAAAUCUAUGCUUUCAAAAUGUCUUAAAUGUCUUCUUAAAUAAGAACAUGCAUACUCAUGAAGCACACUGAAUCUAUAAUGACAUAUAGCUGCAGGUUUACAGCAACAUUCAUAAAAAGCACAUGGCCUGUGUGCCGAGAAUUAACUGUAAAUGAGUUUUGUUAAAUCAUAUUUUAACAGCUGGACAUUCCUGGAAUAAGAUACCUUAAGUGUUCUAUCUCUGUUUGAAUUCUAUUUUGUGUUACAUUCUACUAUAGCGAUGGUUCUUACCUAGUAAUAGGUAAAUGUCAUAGUAGUACUAGUAAUCUUAAGCACAGUUUUGCAGUGCCUUCGGAUUAUUCUGGGUAAAAUAACCUGGGAAGACCAGACCGGAUUGAGUGCAAGCCAAUGCAGAAUGUAUAAUAUGGGAUAAUAACACACUCCUGUAUUAUGAGGAUUUAAAAUAAAGCAGUGAUGAAACCUGUUUGUAAUUAAACUCUACAUAAAAGCA